Verticillium alfalfae VaMs.102 is the source of this 717-nucleotide messenger RNA. RefSeq names its product vacuolar protein sorting-associated protein. Gene Ontology annotation, cellular component: ESCRT I complex. NCBI's taxonomy places the organism in Eukaryota, Fungi, Ascomycota, Sordariomycetes, Glomerellales, Plectosphaerellaceae. The transcript has 3 exons. The record is from RefSeq and is a predicted model, not a curated record. Gene Ontology annotation, biological process: protein transport to vacuole involved in ubiquitin-dependent protein catabolic process via the multivesicular body sorting pathway. Gene Ontology annotation, molecular function: protein-containing complex binding. Bases 1 to 717 code for a protein of 238 amino acids.
AUGAACCCCCGGCAAGCCUAUGCGCCGACGCCGCAUAGCUACAUCCCGAAUACCACCCUCUCUGCCACAAUCAACCUCGAUGAGGAAGUCAAGCUGACCGAGACACGCGCCGAGCGCGACCUUCAAGACUCCCUCGCCGAGAUCUUCAGCAUCAUCGUCACCCUCGACGAGCUCGAAAAGGCCUUCCUCAAAGAUGCCGUCCCCGAGGCCGACUACACGGAGAUUUGCGAACGCUCGCUGAAGCAGUACAAGUCCAUCCUGACCGACGAGACGGUCGCCACUGCUUUCGUCGGGCUCGAAGAAUUCAAGGCCGAGUGGGAUCUCGAAGUCCCCCGCGCAACAGAGCGCAUUCGUGUCGGCAUGCCCUCGACGACCGUGACCGCCUCCUCUGGCUCGGCACCCGCGCAGGCCCCGGCGCCCGGCAACACGACGAGCGGCGCCCUCAUUCUCGAGGCGACGCAGGAGUUCAUCACCUUCCUCGAUGCCGUCAAGCUCGGCCUGUUGAGCAAGGACCAGCUCCACCCGCUGCUCUCCGACGUCAUCCAGUCCGUCAACAAGGUCACCGACCGCGACUUUGACAACCGCGGCAAGAUUGUCCAGUGGCUCAUCACGCUGAAUCAGAUGAAGGCCACCGACGAGCUGAGCGACGCGCAGGCGCGCGAGAUUGAGAUGGAUAUUCAGCAGGCGUACCAGGGCUUCAAGAGCACCCUGACAUAG